AUGAUAUUUACAGUGGGUUCUAAACGGCUUUCAAUCGGGUUGUACAGGUUGUUUCUACGUUUGAUACGGCUUUAUCAGGGCUUCCCGGACGGGGGCAAGGGGUUUGGGGUUCAGGGCUUAGGGGCCACUUUUGCUCCCACACUCAAGGUGAACACGCAGAUCGAUCAGUUGGGUGUGGAUAUCAACAGUCGCUUCAAGAGCAACGUGGAUCACCUCAACGUCCUGCAGAAGCACCUGAAGACAGUGAACGACAACAUCAUCAGUCUGGCCAACUGGCUGGGAAACCAGCCUAUGUUUGCCACCGACGAUGACCACAGUUUCACACCUCCGCACUCCGUCCUGCAGGGCGCGGACCCAUCGAGGAUCGUAGACACCAAAGGCGGGUCAGUGCAGAAGCCUCCACACGUAGAGGCGCAAGAGUGGCUGCUCUUCAUUGAGGUGAUCCCGUGCGGCCAGUUCCUCUUCUGGACCUACGAGAGCGUUCCCCUUUGGCAUUUCGGACGAGCUUGUGAUCUGGCGGCCACUUGGAGGACUUCUGCUACCUGUUCGCCUGUGCACAACGUGGUUCUGUUCUGGGGUGACUUGCAUUGGGGCACUCUGGAACGCGAGGGCGAGGUCUGGAUGGAACCUGAACCAAUGGAACACGAGGAAGAGAAGGGAUCACCAACUGAGUUAGCGGAGUCCGAAGCCGAGCAAAACACCGUGGAGAAGAUGGACCUGGAAGUGAAGCAAGAGACCAGAAAACGUGAACGUCCAUCUCGUUCUCGGAAGGUUGUCCGUGAUCCCGCUUUUGCUCAAGUUGUCCCUGUCUUGGAUGAAGAUGAUGACGACGACCUCAACUCCCCUACCAAACGACCUCUUCAUGGCGAUGCACCCUUGAGUGGCAAUGAAAUACGUGAACUCCUAUUCGGCCACGUCACGGAGAUGAAGGAGGCUUGGAGAAGCUUUCAAGGUCGUCUUGAUCGAGUGGAAAGCGAGCAACUUCAACAUGGGCACGAAAUGAUCAACAUUCGCACUAGAGCUGCUGCCCUCGAGAAGACAAGCACCAACUUACAGACGACCCAAAUCAAGGUCAACAAGAGCCUGGAGGAGUUGGCGGAGGAUGUCAAGAAGAUGAAGGUCCGGAUUGCGGAAGUGGAAAAGCGUCCGACUGAGAGCAGAGCCAUGGCCGCGGGUGGAAAUGGACUUCCUGGAGAUGUACCUCAACCGAAAGAUGCCCCAGUGGAUCCUUGGGCUGCCUUUUACCGCAACCGCGAUCGAGGAAGUGGGGAACGAGUCACUUCGGCUGGGACGACAGGGGAGAUUCCUUCGGGAUCAAAUGAUCGUGGGGGUGACUUUCUCUCUGAGGACGAAAAGAAGACUCUCGUUGUUGGAGGGUGGGCGAGAGAUACGAAGCGCACCAUCAUCGAGGAGGAGAGUGCUGCCCUCCUGAACACCGAUGGGAUCAAAGCCCUGAUCGACGUGGAGAAGUUGUCGGUGUUUGGUCCUCGACGAUCAGUUGGGAUGAUGAAGUUCGUUCAACGUGAGGGUGAAUCUUUGGCGGACGUUAAAAACAGAAUGUGGGCAGUCAUCAAACUCUUCUCUGCCAGCAAGGUCGAACUUCCAAGUACACGUGAAUUUGGGGCGGUAAAGACCAUGUGGGCAAGUUUCGUCAAAACCAAGGCCGCGAGAGCUAAGAGUUCGCUUGUUUCUCUUACGAGACGUGUAUCCUGCGAGCUUGCCAUGAAUACAAAGAAUGGAGAGGGAGGCAUCAAGUUCCUUGAGAACACCCAGCCGGGAGCCUACGAUUGUGACUGGAACAUGGGCACAAUAUGGUGCGGAAGUCACAAACUAGCGAGCGCAACUCUCAGACCGCCACGGGACGGCGAGCACGUGCUCCUCUCUGCAGGCUGGGUGUCCCUUGAUGCUGUCUCUGCGACCACUGGAUGCACGACGGAGGAGGCGAAGGCCGCCUUCGAACGCGAACUUUGA
Molecule: messenger RNA, 1971 nt
Organism: Symbiodinium sp. CCMP2592
Lineage: Eukaryota; Dinophyceae; Suessiales; Symbiodiniaceae
Source: the annotation of a GenBank genome assembly